AUGUCGCUCAACUUCCUCGGGAAGAAGAGCUUCCACCCGAGCGCGCCGCAGAACGUGGCGAAGCUCUGGAAGGCGGAGGAGAAGAAGCGGCUCGAGGCGGAGAAGAAGAAUGAGCUCGCGCGGGAGCAUGCGAUGGAGGAGUCGCGCCGCCACGCCCGCUCGCUCAUGGCGGCGCGGCGCGGCGAGGUGAACAAGGAGCCGCCCGCGUCGAUGGACUUCAUGUACCAGAAGCCUCCCGGGCUGGCAGAGGCGUCGCAGCGCAAAAAGGUGGAAAGGCCUGCCGACAAGGAGGCCGAGCGCUUCCCGCUCCUCAAGGACGCGCCGCGCGCGGGCGUGCAUGAGCUCGUCAACGAGGUCCAGCACCAGCCGUUUGGCGUCAAGCUCAACAACGUGCAGUGCCGCGCGUGCGGCCAGUGGGGCCACUCGGUCGGCGACCGCGAGUGCCCGAAGCGCAACGAGCUGACGGCGGGCGAGGUGGACGCGAGGGCGCGGCUCGACCCGGUGGGGCGGCUGCACGGCUCGGAGGCCUCGGGCGCCGAGCUGCGCUGGGAGAUCAAGGGCGACCGCGGCGCGGGCGGGCUCGGCGCGGGCGUGAGCGCCCAGGACGCGAACCAGCAGUACGUGCUGGGCGACAUGGAGGAGGCAGCGGCCUUGCAGGCGGGGAGCGGUGAGCCGGGGCUGAGCGAGCUCGACCCGGAGCUCCUCGCGACGCUGAGCGAGAAGCAGCAGCGGCAGCUCCUCAAGAUGUACCGCAAGGAGCUCGCGGGGCGAGAGGGCGGCGGCGAGGGCGGCGGCGAGGGCGGCGGGCGCAAGGAGAAGCGGAAGCGAGAGAAGAAGGAGAAGAAGCAGCGCAAGCGGGAGAAGAAGGAGCGGCGGCGGCGGCGCGACGGCGAGAGCGGUAGCGAUAGCGGGUCAGACUCGGAUUGA
Emiliania huxleyi CCMP1516 is the source of this 927-nucleotide messenger RNA. RefSeq lists its product as hypothetical. The coding region runs from base 1 to 927 and encodes 308 amino acids. Gene Ontology annotation, molecular function: transcription corepressor activity. Lineage: Eukaryota; Haptophyta; Isochrysidales; Noelaerhabdaceae. Gene Ontology annotation, cellular component: nucleus. Gene Ontology annotation, biological process: negative regulation of DNA-templated transcription. The transcript has a single exon. The record is from RefSeq and is a predicted model, not a curated record.